AUGGUCUCAGACGCGAGCAAGAAGAAGGCAGCUCAGAAGAAGGCGGCUGCGGCGGCGAAGAGAGGAGGGAAAGCGGCCGCCGCGGCGGCAUCGUCGAAGGCGGCGGCGGCUGAGAACUUGGCUAAUGGCGUAGACGCCAUUCAGAUAUCGGAUCGGACUUGUACCGCUGUACUCUGUUCGCACCCUUUGUCCAGGGAUAUUCGGAUAGAGUCUCUAUCACUUACGUUCCAUGGACAUGAUCUUAUUGUUGAUUCUGAAUUGGAACUCAAUUAUGGCAGACGUUAUGGUUUACUUGGAUUGAAUGGCUGUGGGAAAUCUACUCUUCUUAACGCGAUAGGAUGCCGUGAGCUUCCUAUUCCUGAACACAUGGAUAUUUAUCACCUCACCAGGGAAAUUGAAGCUUCUGAUAUGUCAGCACUUCAGGCUGUCAUAAGCUGUGAUGAGGAGAGGUUGAGAUUGGAGAAAGAAGCUGAAGCUUUGGCAGGACAGGAGGAUGGUGGUGGAGAAACUCUUGAACGUAUUUAUGAACGUUUGGAUGCUAUGGAUGCAUCAACUGCAGAGAAGCGUGCUGGUGAGAUCUUAUAUGGUCUUGGUUUUAACAUGAAGAUGCAAGAAAAGAAAACACGUGACUUCUCUGGUGGAUGGAGGAUGAGGAUUGCUUUAGCACGAGCUCUCUUCAUGAACCCUACUAUUCUAUUGCUAGAUGAACCCACCAAUCAUCUUGAUUUGGAAGCUUGUGUCUGGUUGGAGGAAACAUUGAAGAAAUUUGAUCGCAUUUUGGUUGUGGUCUCACACUCCCAGGACUUCUUGAAUGGUGUUUGCACAAACAUCAUCCACAUGCAAAACAAGAAAUUGAAAAUUUAUACUGGAAACUACGAUCAAUAUGUUCAGACUCGUGCCGAGCUAGAAGAGAACCAGAUGAAACAGUACAAGUGGGAGCAGGAGCAAAUUGCUUCAAUGAAGGAAUAUAUUGCACGAUUUGGACAUGGAUCUGCCAAACUAGCCCGUCAGGCACAGAGCAAAGAAAAAACCCUGGCAAAAAUGGAGCGAGGUGGGCUUACAGAGAAGGUUGUGAGAGAUAAGGUUCUUGUUUUCCGAUUUCCUGAUGUGGGAAAGCUCCCUCCACCUGUAUUACAGUUUGUGGAGGUCACAUUUGGUUACACACCUGAAAAUCUUAUCUACAAGAAUCUUGACUUUGGAGUAGAUUUGGAUUCGAGAAUAGCUUUAGUGGGGCCAAAUGGAGCGGGGAAGAGUACACUGCUGAAGCUGAUGACUGGAGAUUUGAUUCCUCUAGAUGGCAUGGUUCGGAGGCACAAUCACCUGAGAAUUGCACAGUUUCAUCAACACUUGGCUGAGAAGCUUGACCUAGAAAUGUCUGCUCUCCAGUAUAUGAUGAAAGAAUACCUAGGAAAUGAGGAAGAAAGGAUGCGGGCAGCAAUAGGGCGGUUUGGGCUCACAGGCAAGGCCCAGGUGAUGCCCAUGAAGAAUUUGUCCGAUGGGCAAAGGAGUCGUGUGAUUUUUGCGUGGUUGGCAUAUAGACAGCCUCAUAUGCUGUUAUUGGACGAACCCACUAAUCACUUGGACAUUGAAACUAUUGACUCACUGGCCGAGGCGUUGAACGAGUGGGAUGGUGGCAUGGUUCUUGUCAGCCAUGAUUUUAGGCUCAUUAACCAAGUGGCGCACGAGAUAUGGGUGUGUGAGAACCAGACUGUGACCCGAUGGGAAGGUGAUAUUAUGGACUUUAAGGAGCACCUGAGGAGCAAAGCUGGUCUGUCCGACUGA
Messenger RNA from Thlaspi arvense, 1782 nucleotides. The record is from the annotation of a GenBank genome assembly. Lineage: Eukaryota; Viridiplantae; Streptophyta; Magnoliopsida; Brassicales; Brassicaceae.